AUCGCAUUCGUAUCUUAUUCUCAAGUCACACAGCAAGCCAUGGAUACUACCAUUCAUCUAUCCCGGACUGUUCUAUUUUUUUCAAUUUUGUUUGUUUUCAGUCUCUUCACUAUUCUUCUGGAAACCAAGGAAUUGGCUUUGGUACGCGUGAGAGAAACCAGCUAUGCAAACGAAAUAGAAAACAUUGCAAUCGAAUAUGCAAACGAAAUAGAAAACAUUGCAAACGAACAUGCAAAGGAAAUAGAAAAAAUUACAAACGAACAUGCAAAAGAAAUAGAAAAAAUUACAAUCGAAAAAGAAAGCAAAAGCGUCGAACCCCAAACGAUAGAAGAGCAAGCUUGCUUGGAUCUUGGUGAUGGGAACAAUAUGGACGAGCUUUUGUCUGCCCACAAGCAAGUCUUUGUUGCGAUGCCGGCAAAAGCCGCCGGGUCGUCCAUGAAAUCUUUUACAUCGAAAUGCAUGAAACGCGGGUGGUCGGGGAACUACACCGAUAGGUGGGUGGAAAACGUUUUAGCCAAGCCGGACGUUUUGAAAGAGCUGCUCCAUGGUCCACUCGAAGUUCCGCCGUUGAUUGCGUCACACAUGUAUGAAGAUGCGGACUUCAUGAGGUUGAUGCAGGCAGCCACCAAAGAAACAUUGAUCGUGUACAUUCACCGGGAAGAGACCUCGCGACUAACGUCUGCCAUACGAUAUGUAAUGGACCAUAGGAAGUGCCCCGAGUUCUUGAAGGAGCACCGGGCCAACAACGACAAAAAAACCUGCACGGUGGAGGAGGAGCAGUUGACCCAAAUAAUCCAGGAUAGAAAGACGAACAGCAUGGGGGAAAUCGAAUACGGGGCAGUCGAACUUUUGACGUGCCGGACUUACAGUGCCAUCCGAAGCAAUGCGCCCAAGCUUGUGUUUAUGCACUACAAACAGGCUUCCAAGUUGCAAAAGCUCCUCGCAAAAAGGUUCUGCCCACGGCAAGGAGACAGCCUCAAGAAUGUUCGCUCGGAGGAUGCGAAGAUCCAGGUGGAGCUGCGAGAGGGCGGUUCCGUCGUAACGCUGGACCAGUGGCUCGAUGCGAAGCAGCAUUUUUUGGAGCUGGCGCUUGGAAUGAAAGAAACAAUGACGUGCCAGCACGAAACCAAGUCAAUGGAAGAAACUCUGUUUGCUUGUCCCGACGAGACCUUCUAUUGGACCCCAGAGAUGAACUUGGUAUCGAGAUGAAAAGAGGAGCUCGGCCUAUUGUGUAGGACGAGACGAAGUUACACCGGGGCAAAUUCUACACUAGUUUUGUGGGCACCUCUCCCGUUGUUGCGGUCUCCCAGAACAGACAGAAAGCAACCCGAGGAAGGAGAUUCUGGUUUCCGAGAACAGCGAUUCCCAAACGACGUGAACCCCCCUGACAACCGAUCGAUUCCAAGCGCAAUGGAACGGCACCGCGCCGUUCCGCAUCGAUGUAAAACCCAAACUGUAUAAAUGACUGUUCGUGGAUCCCAAGUGCCUGCAUAAAUGUCAUAAACAUCA
Molecule: messenger RNA, 1509 nt
Organism: Pseudo-nitzschia multistriata
Lineage: Eukaryota; Bacillariophyta; Bacillariophyceae; Bacillariales; Bacillariaceae
Source: the annotation of a GenBank genome assembly